AUGGAGUUGAUCCUAAAGAAGGACGCAAAGACUCACCAAGCACUUAAGAAUCAUGCUGAUACUAUUCAUAACCAAGAAUUGCAAAUACAGCAGAUGGCUAAAGCACUACAAAACCGAAAUCAAGGUGGUUUACCGUCCACUACUGAGGCAAAUCCAAGAGAGCAAGUCAGGACGAUAACACUAAAGAAUUCAAAAGUGUUGCCUAAAGCUCAUGCAGAGAAGGUUAUAUUAGAGGCAGAAAAGGAGCAGCAUGAGGAAACUGAACCUGAAAAGGUAGUCACUAAGCCUACUCCACUACCUCCGUAUGUACCAAAAAUACCAUUCCCACAGCGAUUGAAGAAGCCGCAAGAUACUUGGAAGUUUCACCAGUUUUUAGAAACUUUCAAGAAGCUGCAAAUCAACAUCAAUUUGGCUGACGCAUUACGAGAAAUGCCACAUUAUGCCAAGUUUUUAAAGGACAUCCUUAUGAACAAGAGGAGCUGGGAUAAGAAUACGGUUCCAUUUACUGAAAAUUGCAGCUCAAUCAGCUUGAGCAAAAUACCAACAAAGCUCGAUGAUCCAGGGAGUUUUACUAUUCCUUGUACUAUUGGUGAUUUGCAAACUACUAAUUGUCUUUGA
This is a messenger RNA of Mercurialis annua (annual mercury), 618 nucleotides long. RefSeq lists its product as uncharacterized. The transcript has a single exon. The coding region runs from base 1 to 618 and encodes 205 amino acids. The record is from RefSeq and is a predicted model, not a curated record. Lineage: Eukaryota; Viridiplantae; Streptophyta; Magnoliopsida; Malpighiales; Euphorbiaceae.